Molecule: messenger RNA, 2108 nt
Organism: Pseudoliparis swirei
Lineage: Eukaryota; Metazoa; Chordata; Actinopteri; Perciformes; Liparidae
Gene: lpar2b
Product: lysophosphatidic acid receptor 2b
Exons: 5
Coding region: 340-1419 (359 amino acids)
Biological process (GO): G protein-coupled receptor signaling pathway
Cellular component (GO): membrane
Molecular function (GO): lysophosphatidic acid receptor activity
Source: RefSeq, a predicted model, not a curated record
AGAUCCCUCCGCCAGGUAACUGCCGCCCAAACUACACCGGAAGCGACGCCGGCCGCGCGCACAGGACUCAGCACCGGGUCCACAGGGUCGAGCAGCGGGACCGGAGGAAUGAAGCCCCGGCACCGAGCCAGCCCAUAGGUCGCUCCGGUUCCAUCGGUCGCGGUUCAGGUGCGCCGGGUCCACCUCGACCCGGAUCCGGAUCCACCGGAUAAACCACUUCACGGAGCAGCGGGACGAGAUCGUAGCCCCAGACUGAGCCGGUCCCCGGAUUGCGUGCAGCGCCGCGCUCGGCCACAGGGGGCGAGCCUGAGCCGCCCCGUCCGCAGCGUCCUCCUCGUCAUGGACACGGACACCGAGGACACCCCGGGGUGCUACCGCAACCGCUCCAUCAGGUUCUUCUACGAGAAGAGCGGCAAGAACAUCAGCGACCACUGGCGCAGCCGCGACUACGUGAUCGUGAGCCUGGGCAUGGCGGUCUGCUUCAUCGUCAUCUUCUCCAACCUGCUGGUCAUCGCCGCCAUCUUGAAGAACCGCCGCUUCCACUUCCCCAUCUACUACCUCCUGGGGAACCUGGCUGUGGCGGACCUGUUCUCAGGCGUGUCCUACCUGCACCUGAUGCUGCACACGGGCCCCUGGACCAUCAAGCUCACCAAGUACCGCUGGUUCGUGCGCCAGGGCCUGGUGGACACCAGCCUGACGGCGUCGGUGCUCAACCUGCUGGCCGUGGCCGUGGAGCGCCACCAGACCAUCUUCAACAUGCAGCUGCACAGCCACAUGAGCGCGCGCCGCGUGCUCAUGGUCAUGGUGCUGAUCUGGCUGGGCGCCAUCCUCAUGGGCCUGGUGCCCACCAUGGGCUGGCACUGCCUGUGCGACCUGGACCGCUGCUCCACCAUGGCGCCGCUCUACAGCCGCAGCUACCUGGUGUUCUGGAGCGCGCUCAACCUGCUCACCUUCUCCGUCAUGGUGGCCGUCUACACGCGCAUCUUCAUCUACGUGCGGCGCAAGAGCCGCCAGAUGGCGCCGCACACCAGCGCGCCGGCCAGGGACCCGGUGCUGGGCCUCAUGAAGACCGUCUCCAUGAUCCUGGGCUGCUUCGUGCUGUGCUGGACCCCCGGCCUGGUGAUCCUGCUGCUGGACGGCCUGGGCUGCGAGCGCUGCAACGUGCUGCAGUAUGAGAAGUACUUCCUGGUGCUGGCGGAGUGCAACGCGCUGGUGAACCCCGUCAUCUACUCCCUCAGGGACCGCGACAUGCGCAGCACCUUCAGGGCCCUGCUGUGCUUCCCCUGCAGGCGGGGCCGGGACCCCCAGAGCGGCUCCGGGGUCCACUUCAAGUCCAUGGAGCAGGAGAGGUCCCGCGUUGCCGAGGCGAUGGACGAGAGCAACGGGACGCUUCUCAUCACCGGAGCCUCAGAGACCUGAAGGACUCAUGGAGACCCUCUGGUCCAGACCUGCAGGUCUACAGGAGCUCUGGUCCAGACCUUCAGGUCUACAGGAGCUACCUGGACUCGUGCGUUCGAGACCGAAGCCAUCCGACGUUUGUUUGCUGUGUCUCUGUUAUUUUGUCCACCCAGGAGGAUUUGCCACCGGAGCUGAAGACACGUUCUGGACCCGGUGGUCUGGGUCAAAGGUCGAUCAUGACCGUUGUAUUCCUCAGGCCAUGAUUAUUAAUAAUCAUUACAUGUUAAUAACAUGUUAAUAACAUGUUAUUUACACGUUAAUAACAUGUUAUUAACACGUUAUUAACACGUUAUUCACAUUAGAUGAGGGUUCGUGGUUCAAGGUUUUAAAGAUAUUUAAUGUUUAUGAAUGUUUGAUGUUUUUUGAUCCUCCACAAAGUGAAGACGCUCUGAUUCAGUUCCUACAAUGCAGCAGUUUUAUCUUGCAUCUCUGCAACGACAUCAUCAGUGACAUAUGUAUAUCAUACAUAUGUCAUAUAUAUAUAUAUGUGUGUGUGUGUGUAUAUACAUAUGUAUAUGUUUGUAUGUACAGAUGUUGAUAUUAAAUGAAUUUGAGUUUCUUCAUCAGGAUAAAAUCCCAAAUAGUUUGUGAUGGUUUCUGUAAAUAUGAAAAUAAUAACUUUAUAUUCACAUUAAAGUUCUUAGAAACUC